GCUGUGGUUGUAAGUAUGGUAGAAUUAAUAUGAGAAGCACGUUUUCCAUCAUUUUGACUGUGACAAAAUUUCACAUCAUUAUUUUUGUCCGCCUGCAAAUGGAAUUAGUUGAUGAAAUACAGAUGUGACUGUGAAUAAUAUUGUCUAUUCAAAAGACAUAUAAAUGAGACCCCCAGAGAUGCAUAGCUACUGAAGAUCAGGGUGUGUGUGUGUGUGUGUGUGUGUGUGUGUGUGUGUGUGUGUGUGUGUUUUGUGUGUGGAGGAGAGCAGACCAGAUGGUCACAGUCUUCUUCAGAUCCAUCUUCAGAUUUUUCCAUCUCGACUGAGACUCUGUUCUGUUUUCUCAUUUUCCUUGUAUUGGUUGCUUUCCUCAUGGCCUGGCUGAUCUACACCUCUCUGGAGCUAGUCAUUGCCGUGGCUUGCUGCCUGGGGAACGUGCUGGUGGUUUGGGCCGUGUGUUUGACACGGACUUUCCGUCAGCCUACCUUCUGUUUUGUGGCAUCUCUAGCUGUGGCAGAUUUCCUGGUGGGUUCGGUGGCAGUGCCACUGGCUGUGUUGGUGGAUGGGUGGGUGGAGAUCCCAUUCCAGGCCUGUCUGGCGGUCAGUUGUGUAGUGUUGGUGCUGACCCAAGCGUCUGUGUUGUCUCUUUUGGCUAUUGCUGUGGACCGGUACCUGCGGGUAUCAAUACCUCUCAGGUACAAAGAGAUCGCCAGCCAGAAGCGCUCAUGGGCUGCGGUAGUCCUGUGCUGGUUGAUAUCCUGUCUGCUGGGUUUCACCCCGCUCUUUGGUUGGCACAACGGCCAUUCCCUAUCCUCCCCUGUCCUUAACUCUUCCCAUAUCAACUGCACCUUCUUAGCAGUCAUCUCGCUGCCCUAUAUGGUCUACUUCAACUACCUGGGCUGCAUCCUGCUCCCCUUGGCAGCCAUGACUCUUCUUUACGCUCUGGUCUUCUACAGUCUCCGCAAACGCCUCCGGAGGGAAGAUGAGACUUCGGCGGUCGGUGGAUCUAAACUAAGGGCUUUUCUAAUCAAGGAGAAGAGGCUGGCACGUUCUCUGGCUCUGGUUCUCCUGCUGUUUGCAGCAUGUUGGAUGCCUCUGCAUCUCAUGAAUUGUGUGCUGCUUUCAACAGGCCCACAAGGCGUCCCACAGAUCGCUUUCUACGCAGGAAUACUCCUCUCUCAUGCCAACUCGGCGGUGAACCCUGUGGUCUACGCCUUUCGGAUCACAAAGAUCAGGGAGGCCUACCUGGAGAUCUGGAGACGGUAUGUUCUCUGCUGGAGAAGACAAAGAGACGUAUCAAGUUCCUUGUGGAGAUCCCAGCCUGGAGAACAGAAUGCUGGGCAUCAAACUAAAUCGAAUCCAUUGGGUCAUGAAUCAGGCAACUAAACUUCACUGUGUAAUAUAUUUCUGAAUAGAUCUCUGAAUGACGGCAGGGAUCCGGGCUAACUUUUCUUACUAGGAGCACUGUAGCCCCUUACUUUAAGAGCACAAGCAGAAGAUUUAUGGGCAAAUCCUUAAUUGGUCCUUCGUGGACACUAGAGGGCACCCAUAGGAAAUUAAUGGGUGAAACUAUAAUUCAGAUAAUUUUUUUUUAUUUAUUAUUAUUUGUCCAAUAAAAAACAAUAAUUCCAACACAAUGGAAUCAAAGUGAGGUUAGUCUUGUUAGGUAUAUUGUUAGGUUUAUUGUACAUGUGUGGUUUAUUCUUACCUGUUUGGUAGCAUUUAUUUUUUUGAGUUAUUGAAAUUUGAUGGUUUUAGUUAGAAAUAAAUGAAUACUCUGUCUCCUA
This is a messenger RNA of Megalobrama amblycephala (Wuchang bream), 1787 nucleotides long. Its product is annotated as adenosine receptor A1-like. Bases 373 to 1386 code for a protein of 337 amino acids. NCBI's taxonomy places the organism in Eukaryota, Metazoa, Chordata, Actinopteri, Cypriniformes, Xenocyprididae. Gene Ontology annotation, molecular function: G protein-coupled adenosine receptor activity. Gene Ontology annotation, biological process: G protein-coupled adenosine receptor signaling pathway. Gene Ontology annotation, cellular component: synapse; membrane; dendrite. The record is from RefSeq and is a predicted model, not a curated record. The transcript is spliced from 2 exons.